AUGCAUAGUGCCACUGCGCAAUUCUAUACUGGAUGUAUUGCUCCCCCUUGCUACCCACCAGGGUACGCCUCUUACUGCAGUGUUGUUCCCAAUACACCGUUAUGUCUUAGUCCUGGGAAUUUGGGGGGGCUCCCCUUCCUCUUGGAUGGAAUGGAAAUGGAAUGGGCUACCAAGAAUAUCAUAAUCAGCAUCUGUAUCCUCAUCAUCAAAUACGGCCACCGCCACCACCUCCGCCGCCGCCGCCUGGAUACCAACAUCCUUAUCCUGUGCAACAACCCUAUCCACCACCACCACCACCACCGCCGCCGCCGCCGCCGCCUGGAUACCAACAUCCUUAUCCUAUGCCUCCUUAUUAUCCUAUGCCUGCUCCUUAUCCCCUUUACCCACAACCACCCCGAGAACCAGAUCGUCCGCCAGCUCCUAAACCUGAUUCAUGCCCUGUGA
Molecule: messenger RNA, 444 nt
Organism: Penicillium samsonianum
Lineage: Eukaryota; Fungi; Ascomycota; Eurotiomycetes; Eurotiales; Aspergillaceae
Exons: 1
Coding region: 1-444 (147 amino acids)
Source: RefSeq, a predicted model, not a curated record